AAAUAUUCUCUUUGCUACCCAUUAUAUAGUGCAGAUAUAUCUGAUCAUUUCUCUCUGUUGAGGAUUUUGGAAUGUCGAUAAAACUCAGAAUGCAUGCAUACACACACUUUAUCUUAUGUUGUGUAUUCCUCCUUUUUGCUAAGGAAGAAGGAGUAUUAUUCUAAUGAUAUUGAUGAAUAUGUUAUUAAUCAUUACAGUAUAGCUGACAAACGAAUAGAAAGGAACACGAACAUCUUUUUGUAUGCGCUUGUGUGUAUACACUAGAUAUCUAGGACAACAAAUAUUGCGUCGUCAUGAAAGAAGAAUAGAAACACAUGGAGAGUGAUGUAAUAAACAAUUAUUUCCUAAUAAUGUUAUAGUUUUUUUGCUUUUUUGUAGAAGAACAAACAGACGAUGUUAACUAACCGUCUAUAUGAUAGAAUGAGAUGAGAUAUUUCAUUACUUAAAUAUAAUCUAAAAUUUUUGUUAAUUACAGUUAUGUCGUUUGUUCCAAAUAGUCCCAUGUCAAGUUUAUCGUAUGAUUUAAUGGGUGAAACUGAUGAUUCUGAUAGAAAACCAUUAAUUCGUAUUAAAAACCAUUUUUAUUAUCUACUACAACAGACAAAUGAUGGAAAAUGUUCAAUAAUUAGAGGAAUGAAUAAUCAACCAUUAAAAUCUCCGAGAUUGCGUCAUAUUCAAGAAGAAAAUCCCGAUUUAUGGUUUCGUUCACUUAAUUGCGAAUUGUACAUGAAAAAUAUAAAUUUAGCAUCAAAACGUUUAGAUUGUCCGAUGAACAAUGUAGCGUUGGUUGAAAAUGCGACUGUUGGAAUAAAUGCUAUAUUAAAAUCAGGGUUACCAUUUCGUGAAAUAUGGUGCACAAAUUUAGCGUAUGGUGCUGUUUUAUACACAAUAGAAGAAGCAACAAAGCAACAAAAAAUUCAAAUGAAAACGAUUAAUAUCAAAUUUCCAAUUAUAUCAAAACAAGAUUUUAUCCAACAGUUUAAAGCAUUUUUGGAUGAAAGAAGAAGUGAUGAAAUGUGUUUAAUGGUAUUGGAUUAUAUUACAAGUUCUACAGCUCUUCUAUUUCCAAUGGAGGAAUUAAUUGAAUUGUUUCAUUCUUAUAAUAUGUUAGUGUUAAUUGAUGGGGCUCAUGCAGCAGGACAAGUUCCACAUCUCUCGUUAACAAAGUUAAAUUGUGAUUUUUUUGUUGGUACAUUUCAUAAAUGGUGUUAUGCUUCGCGUGGUUGUUCAUUUUUGUAUGUCAAAAAUGAUGAUUAUCUUGAAUUAAUUCAACCAGCAAAUACAUCAUGGGGAUAUAAGAUAAAUUCCACUCUAACAUCCUAUACCCAUUUUCAUCUACAGUUUUUUAAUCAAGGUACAAAAGAUGGUUCAUCGUUACUUACAGUAGAAAAGGCAUUUGAAUUUUCUGAACAACUGUGUGGUGGUGAAGAGAAAAUAUUUGAAUAUAAUACAAAAUUAAGUCAAACGGCAAAAGAAAUGUUAAUAAAACGAUGGAAUGUACGACAUGAUGAUGAUCAAUUACAAAUACCUCAAGACAUGGAAGCACCCUAUUUAAAAAUGAUACGUUUACCAGAUCUAAAUGAUUAUGAAAAGACUGAAAAUGAUGCAUUAAAAUUGUUAAAUGAUUUAAUAAAAGACUAUCAACUUGUUGCAAUAAUAUUAUGUGUGAAUAAUGAGCUCUAUGCUCGAAUAUCAACGCAAAUAUAUAAUACAUUAAAAGACUAUGAAUAUUUAGCAGAUAUUAUUGAUAAACUACGAAAAAAAUAA
Messenger RNA from Didymodactylos carnosus, 1767 nucleotides. The record is from the annotation of a GenBank genome assembly. Lineage: Eukaryota; Metazoa; Rotifera; Eurotatoria; Philodinida; Philodinidae.